Messenger RNA from Nasonia vitripennis (jewel wasp), 2534 nucleotides. It is a transcript of the gene GXIVsPLA2, whose product is annotated as group XIIA secretory phospholipase A2. Gene Ontology annotation, biological process: phospholipid metabolic process; arachidonate secretion; lipid catabolic process. Gene Ontology annotation, cellular component: extracellular region. Bases 844 to 1476 code for a protein of 210 amino acids. The record is from RefSeq and is a predicted model, not a curated record. Gene Ontology annotation, molecular function: calcium ion binding; A2-type glycerophospholipase activity. The transcript has 7 exons. Lineage: Eukaryota; Metazoa; Arthropoda; Insecta; Hymenoptera; Pteromalidae.
AGCAGCUGCCGAUACGUCUACAAGUGUUGCACCUAAAACCUAUGGGUUCAGUUUCCAGUACCAGAGUAUUAAAGAUGCCGAUCACCCGUGAAGCUGUGGACCAGCUAAUUGCCUCCGACAAGGUGGUAAUUUUCUCAAAGACCACUUGCCCAUACUGCAAAAUGGCCAAAGAGGUGUUUGAUAAACUGAAGCAAUCAUACACUGCCAUCGAAUUGGACAAGAGAGACGAUGCUGAUGAAAUCCAAGACAUUCUUGGUGAAAUCACUGGAGCUCGAACAGUCCCAAGGGUAUUCUUGAACAAGGAAUUCAUCGGAGGAGGUACUGAUGUGAAGAAACUGUAUGAGAGCGGCGAACUUGCCAAGAAGUUGUAGCUGCAAUACUCAAGUUUAUUGUCAAGACUUUUUAUAAAAGUUCUUUUCUAAGCAGGACAUUUAUUUCCCAAUCAAAUCACGUGAUUUACUUUUUUUUUAAUUUACCAACACACAAACAUUGAAGAACAAUAAAAUAUAUCUAUGUAUAAAAUGAAUUCUCUGAUUAUUCAUUUCAAAAUAGAAGUAAAACAAGAAACUGUGUUUACACUCCAAUGAAUGCAAUGCAUCAAGUGUCCCAAAAAAAUGACUUCUCAUUAGAAAACAAUGAUGCAUACCGAAAAUACACACAUUUGCUGUACCAGUCGUUCUCGCGACAGGUAAAGUUCCCAACUCGGCAUUGCCAAUAAACCUCCUAAAAAUACGCUCAUCCACGUAAGUACAUACCUAGCACCUACUUCUAUACCCUUUAGUACAGUCGUGUCUCAUACUGCAGUAGGUGAAUCGUCGGCGCUAAAGGCGCGCGUAUGUGAUCAUGGAUAUUUUCCAGUACCGGAAAUUCUUCGUCUACGCGCUGACAUUCCUGGCAUACGCCUGGUCAGGUUACGGAGCCGGACUCCUGGGGAACCUCAGAGACGCGGUUCUCACGGCCGAGACUGUUUUCUCUGACCUGUUCGAAAACGCCAUUACCGUCGCUCACAAGAUCAAGGACAUUCACGAGGUGUUCGAUGCCGCUGUCGAGGAAAAUUGCUCCUUUCAAUGUGCUACGGGAGCAACACCGAAACCCGACUGGAAUCACAAGCCUCAGAGCAACGGAUGCGGUUCCCUGGGUAUCGAGAUUAAUCAAGAGUACCUACCGCUGGAGGAGAUGACUAAAUGCUGCAACGCACACGACAUUUGCUACGACACCUGCAACUCCGACAAGGAAAAAUGCGACCUUGAAUUCAAGAGAUGUCUGUACAAGUACUGCGAGGGAUAUCAGACUACAGGAGUCACGGUCGUGAACACGUGCAAGGCUGCGGCGAAGCUGCUCUACACGGGGACGACGGCUUUGGGUUGCAAGAGUUUUCUCGACGCGCAGAAACAAGCCUGUUAUUGCGGGGAUAAUAAAAACGGGAAGAACCGGAAACCCAAUAAACGGGCGGCGCAGGCUGGGGGAGAAUUUUAGGUUUAAUCGAUGUUUUCGUGCUGUAUAUACGCAUAUACAAGAGAUUACUAUUACAUUAUAUUAUAUGCUUCCGUUUUUUUUAUACAGUUAAUAAGUGUAUAGUUAGAUAUUAUUAUGACUUUUGCGUUAAACUACAUAUAAAAAUACUAUCGUGUAAAUAAAAGUAUUUUUCAUAAGUACGAGGUCUCAUCACUGGUAAACUUGAAAAUAGUAUGGAUGGGUUAACCUUGGCAUGUAUAGUCAGACAAUGACCACUGCAGAACAUCGUUAAUAAUAAAAACAAAAGACAGGCUUCCAGUCGCGUUGAAUCUCCGAUGAUUUCAGGGACAGGGACAAGCCUCCCCAACCCCCAGCUAAAAAUAAAUUAUCAAGUAUAGUGAGCAGUUUGUUACAAAGACCUGCAACCUCGCCCGACUAUGGGCAACGUCGUGCGCUCCAAACCGGUCAGCAAGCAAUCGUCGACUCCCGAGAAAGCUCCAUCAGAAAACAGCCGUCAGUCCUCCCCGGAGUCGUCCCACCACCGCCUCCGCAAACCCGAUCACCACCUCCACUCCAAAACCUGAAGCAUGUCCCUCCUCACCUUCACCUCGUCCACUAGUGAAGGCUUCGUCAUCGUCGGAGAGACGGAGAUGCGCCAGACGGGAGAAACGGCGAAGGGACUUUUUACACAGAACCACCAACCCUUUUCUCGUGUUUUUCCUGAGGCUUCGAUCCAAGAAACCGGGAGUCAGGGUGGCCAAGAUCGCCAGGGUAGCCGGUCAACGCUGGCAGGAGAUGACGGACGAGCAGAGGAGAAAGUACAUCGACUUGGCCAACGCGGAGAAGAGGAGGCGAAAGUGCAGGAGAUACAGGUCAAAAAGAAGAACGUGCAAACGAAAGAAAGGAGCGGACAAACGAGGUUGAAAUGAAGAAGGCUAUUAUCGAAUAAUUUUACGAUUUCAUUUUUAUUUGUUAGUAGCUUUUUUAUAUCUAUGUACAAUAAAUAUUGAUGUAUUUUUACACUAUAUUCUUAAAGACCUUCCUUGUGGUUUACAAGUUACACUAAAAACUAGCACUGC